Suhomyces tanzawaensis NRRL Y-17324 is the source of this 375-nucleotide messenger RNA. RefSeq lists its product as uncharacterized. The transcript has a single exon. Gene Ontology annotation, cellular component: membrane; endomembrane system. Bases 1 to 375 code for a protein of 124 amino acids. Lineage: Eukaryota; Fungi; Ascomycota; Pichiomycetes; Serinales; Debaryomycetaceae. The record is from RefSeq and is a predicted model, not a curated record.
AUGUCUGAGCUCACUGAGGCAGAGGUUUACAACCAAGACGUGGACAUCCACACCCUUCCCAUCUACACCCGUUCCCAGCUCGCCGACUACGACGGCAUCAAAGACCCCCACAUCUAUGUGGCCAUCAGAGGCUAUAUCUACGACGUAACUGCAAACGCCAACAGCUACGGACCCGGUAAGGGAUACCACAAGUUGGUGGGCAAGGAUGUGUCACGGUUGUUGGGGCUCAAUCGGUUGGUGUUGGCUGAAACCGACGAGAAUACCUGGAAUACAGACGAUUUCGACGACAAACAGAACCAGGCGGUGGACAAUUGGGUGGCGUUCUUCCGCAAACGGUACAGAAUCAUCGGAGUGGUCGUGCACCAUCAGAGGUGA